Messenger RNA from Plasmodium vinckei vinckei, 1014 nucleotides. Its product is annotated as conserved Plasmodium protein, unknown function. The record is from RefSeq and is a predicted model, not a curated record. The transcript has a single exon. Lineage: Eukaryota; Apicomplexa; Aconoidasida; Haemosporida; Plasmodiidae. Gene Ontology annotation, cellular component: nucleus. Bases 1 to 1014 code for a protein of 337 amino acids.
AUGUGCACCACUUUUAGUGAAGCAGAGGAAACUUAUAGAGAUAUCAUAGAACAAACAAAAGAAAAUAUUUAUAAGGAAAGAAUUGACAAAUAUUAUUUUCUAAUUAAACACAAUGACAUAAAUUCCAAUUUGUAUUCCGUAGGAAAAAUUAACUUUAGAAAUGAAUUAAUGCUAGAAUUAAAUGAUAAUUUAAAGGAAAAUGAACUGUUUGACUUAUGCUUUAAUAAUCCUGAGAUACAAAAAAAAAAAGAAAAAAAAAAAAAAAAGGAAGAUGAUUUAAUAAAUAGGUUGGAAUCAACACCAGGUGACAUAAUAUCCGAUGAUAAAAUUAUAGAAAAAAUCACAACUUUACUAAAACUUGAAAAUAAUACUAUUAACAAUAAUAGUAGCAAUCCUACAAAUGAAGACAAUGAAAGUUUAAAACCGAAUAUAUUUUUAAAGAAAGGUAAUUUACACUUAUUAGAAAAUUCAUAUUUAUUCUACGACGAUAUUUUUUCAAAUCUCUAUUACAUAACAGAUAUACAUUUCGAUUUUCAAAUAUCAUAUCAACAAAAUGGUCUAUCAAUAUUGGGAAUAAGUAAAUAUAGUAAUGUUUUUUUAAACAUAUUAAAUGAUUUUAAGAACAGCAAUUGCAAUGAUUUUAAACAAUUUAUUCAAGAUAAUAUCAAAAUUCAAUAUGAUCAAAGAUUACUAAAUGCUGAUACAUCAGGAAAAAGGAAAAGGAAUACAAUUUGUAUUUGUGAUGGCAUGAAUAUAUUAAAAAUAUUUUAUGCAAAUAAUGUCUAUUCAAUCAAAAGUAAAAUAAGCGGGCAUCAAGUUGAUAUUAAUGAAAACUUAAUAGAAACCCCCCACCUUUUACUUACCAAUCCAUCUAACGCUUGGAUAGUUAUUGUAAAAAAAAAAAAUAUAUCCACAGAUAAUUGCUUGAAUACUGCUCAAUAUGAAAAAGAAAGAGAAUCAAACAUUAAGCAAUACAAUUGUAUGUUAAGCUUCUUUCAAAAAGAGGCAUGUUAA